This is a messenger RNA of Stylophora pistillata, 1712 nucleotides long. RefSeq lists its product as uncharacterized. The record is from RefSeq and is a predicted model, not a curated record. Gene Ontology annotation, biological process: heterophilic cell-cell adhesion; establishment or maintenance of epithelial cell apical/basal polarity. Lineage: Eukaryota; Metazoa; Cnidaria; Anthozoa; Scleractinia; Pocilloporidae. Gene Ontology annotation, molecular function: calcium ion binding. Gene Ontology annotation, cellular component: plasma membrane; protein-containing complex.
CCAUUGUUCAUUGAGGUUGGAACCAUCCCCAUGUUUGUCGCAAAAAAGCUGUCGGACCAAGAUUGCAGUCUCUGAAAAGGAAAAGCUUCAAGUACGUACAACAAGAAAGUAUGACGUCCUCUUCUUGUAUCUUCACACUGCUAAUUUUGUUCGCGAAUGUUUCUUGAGUCAUGAGUUGGUGUCAUCCUGACAAGAGGACAGACAAUCCACAUGGCCGCUGCUGUGUUUUUCCUUUUGUAUAUGGAGGAAAGACAUACAACUCUUGCACAAAAGUCGCUCAUCACAUAUUUUGGUGUUCAUUAGACAAAGUUUACAAAGGACAUUGGGCUAACUGCGUGAACCCAUGUACAAACAACCCUUGUCAAAAUGGAGGAGUCUGCACAGUAACUGGAGAUGACUCUUACAGCUGUAAAUGUGCCGAGGGGUUUUAUGGAAACAAUUGUGAAAAAGGGCUCCGUUGUCCACCUGGAAAAAAGACAGACAAUCCGCAUGGCCGCUGCUGUGUUUUUCCUUUUGUGUAUGGAGGGAAGAAGUACAAAUCUUGCACCACAGUCGCUCAUCACAGACUGUGGUGUUCAUUAGACAAAGUUUACAAAGGGCAUUGGGCUAACUGCGUGAACCCAUGUACAAACUACCCUUGUCAAAAUGGAGGAGUCUGCACAGUAACUGGAGAUGACUCUUACAGCUGUAAAUGUACCGACGGGUAUUUUGGAAACAGUUGUGAAAAAGCGAGCCCAUGUAAAUCACUUCCAUGUAAGAAUGGUGGAACAUGCACAAUGAGUGGUCCUGAUUCAUUCUUUUGUACAUGCACUGACGAGUUUAAAGGAGAAACAUGCGAAAAACGACUCCCUUGUCCAUCUGGCAAAAAGACAGACAACCCGCAUGGUCGCUGCUGUGUUUUUCCUUUUGUGUAUGGGGGGAAGAAGUACGAAUCUUGCACCAAAGUCGCUCAUAACAGAUUGUGGUGUUCAUUAGACAAAAUUUACAAAGGACAUUGGGCUAACUGCGUGAACCCGUGUACAAAUAAUCCUUGUCAAAAUGGUGGAGUCUGCACAGUAACUGGAGAUGACUCUUACAGCUGUAAAUGUGCCGAAGGAUAUUGUGGAAAAAGUUGUGAAAAAGCAGUCGAGUGGAAAUCUGAAGGAUGUUAUAAAGAGCACAACAGGGCAAGGAAAAUGGUACUUGGAUAUAAAUUUGCUACCGUCCAGAGAAAGAAACGAAAGAUUAAGGAGGUAUUCGAUAUUUGUAAAGUUGCAGCGGAGAAGAAAGGUUACAAGAUAUUUGGCAUCCGAAAUAUGAAAGGAUGUUUCACAACAAGUGAUGGAGAAGUGCACAAUUUUAAAAAAUACGGAACUUCAUCCAAUUGUAAAGUAGAUUACAACGGUCUUGGUGUUGGGAAGAAACUCGCCAACUUUGUCUUCACCAGGCUGUGAAGAGAGGGUCAAUCAAGAUAUGCAACAAUACAAUAAAAGCAUGGGAUGUAAUAAGUCGUUCUAACUGAUUAAAAUGAAAAUGUUGUUGUGUUAAGGGUUUAUAUCAUUAAAGGGUUACAUUUCAUUUGAUCGUUUUUCAUUAAAGGAUAAGUAGGGCUUAACUGUGAAAUAAAAAACGCAAUCCGAAUUGGUAGAGGUUGUCUCCUCUUUUAUUAGAACUAUGGCGGUAAUUGGUGUUUAAAUUCCUGAGAUGAAAAAAAAAAACAGUUCAUAAAAGUU